Molecule: messenger RNA, 853 nt
Organism: Dunckerocampus dactyliophorus (ringed pipefish)
Lineage: Eukaryota; Metazoa; Chordata; Actinopteri; Syngnathiformes; Syngnathidae
Exons: 4
Coding region: 159-578 (139 amino acids)
Source: RefSeq, a predicted model, not a curated record
AAUGGCAGGCAUGCUAAAGAAGUCACCAUCGUCCCUUUGGUCUAACUCAGCAUGUGACUGAACCUACCCACACCACAGCAAAGGGCACGCUCUUGAUUUGAUCAUUACUAAAGGUCUGACUUCACAUCCAUUUCAAACCAUUUAAAUCACCACGAAGGAUGUCUCUCAAAAGCAUCCCAGCGCUAGAGAUUUUCCUGGCCAUCUUGGGCAUCGGCCUCCUCAUCAUGUUCUGCACCACCUUCUGCAGGGCGUGCAGCCGCCUGAGGCAGGAGCAGAUUGAAAGGGAGGCGUGGAGGCGCAGCGAGCACGACGGUCGCCCUCCUUCCAUAUAUUUCAUCCCCUAUCCCGGAAGACUGUCGCAGCAGGAAGAUGAAGACCAUCACAGGGGUCCUCGGUACAGUCAGGAAGUCUUCACACCUCCACAGUACAACGCUGCAGGCUACAAUGGACCCCCCCCUUCCUAUACUGAGCUGGGAUGUAAGCCUGAGGAUCUGCCACCUGCGUACACAGAAUACAACAUCAACCCGAUCAUAGCGCCAGCUCACAUGGAUGCGGUCCAAUCUCCGACACAACCAUAAGACACUGCAGCUGUGAGCUAAUGGACACAGAGUCUGAUUAUUGCACUGGCGUCACUGGACUUUAUCUUGAAUGUGAGUGUGGGAAUGAAGAUAACAGAAAAACGAUGGACGCUGCUGAGUUGGCACCAAUCUGGAGUAUCCUUAGAACGGCCAAAAGUAAUUUAACUACUGCACAGUUUGCUUUUCCAUACAUUUUUGGGAGCAAAUAAUGGUAUAAAUAUUUCAACAAAGGUAGCUGGUCUACUUAGGUGUGUAAACUCGUAAUUUUGUAUGCU